AUGUCUGAUAACAAAUAUUAUCAGUUCAGAAGUAUGCACGGAUACGUAACAAUCAACUUAAAAGAAAACGAUAAAUUACCUACAGAAAAUACAAUAAAAAAAGCUAUAGAGAAUUGGUGUUCAACUAAAAACAAAGAAGCAAAAAUCAACUACAUGAUAAUGAGCAUGACAACACGAGGACCGAAUAAACAUAUUCAUGCAUUCUUUCAAUUAGAAGACACCACACAUACAAGAAAAAAGCCGUUUAUACAACUAAAUGAUGAGAAAUACUUUGUAAAAUUUACUCCAGUUACAGAAAACAAACAUUAUGAUGGCAGUUUUAAGAAUAUAAUAGAGUACAUUAGAAACCAAAACAAAAAGCACCCAGAAGAAGGAGCAGUAAUAAAAGAAAUCGGCAAAAUAAAAAUGGACAGAGGGAGAUUAGGAGAUAAAGAUAUUGGAAAAGCUUUAAAAAUGCCAAAUCUAGAGGAAGCACAUGCCUAUCUAAAAGAUAUUAGUUUAAAAGGUUAUAUGAAUAACAUGGCCAAGUUUGAUUCAAUGUGGAUACAAGAACACGAUAGAGACAACAUACACCGUAUCCACAUCAAGUUGCAACCAUGGAAAGAAGAAAACAGCUUAGUAAAGAAUAGCCGUAUAUGGCUAGAUACAAUACUGAAUGGAAACAAAAAAGAAUUAAAACUCUAG
Entamoeba dispar SAW760 is the source of this 684-nucleotide messenger RNA. RefSeq lists its product as uncharacterized. The transcript has a single exon. NCBI's taxonomy places the organism in Eukaryota, Evosea, Mastigamoebida, Endamoebidae. The record is from RefSeq and is a predicted model, not a curated record. Bases 1 to 684 code for a protein of 227 amino acids.